This is a messenger RNA of Lymnaea stagnalis (great pond snail), 765 nucleotides long. NCBI's taxonomy places the organism in Eukaryota, Metazoa, Mollusca, Gastropoda, Lymnaeidae. The record is from the annotation of a GenBank genome assembly.
GUCAUCGGCAAGCCAGUCUUCGUCAAGCAAUCAACAUCCCUUAUCGGGACGUGGAUGGUGGACCCCAAGCCUACGGCCGCGUCGGCCAACAAAAUAUGGGUGACCCUGGGUCUGGAGGGCGAAACCGUCCUGGAGUACAGCUCCGAGGGGAACUUCGAGAAAGGCGUCGUGGAACGAGAGCUCAGCCUUAGCGGCACGCCCUUCUUCGGGACCGGUCACGUGGUGUCCGGCGGCUUUCUCUACUACCACUGGGCCCGCCAGCAGAAGAUCGUCCGGUACAACCUGGCGCUCGGGGAGGUCACCACCGUGAGACAGCUCUCCGAUCUCAACCACAAGGUGGUGAAGGGCUCGAAGACGUUCCUUUACCACUCGGAGAGCCUGUUCGUGGAUUUCAACGUGGACGAGAACGGCCUGUGGAUCAUCUACAGCCUCGGGGGUAACCCCAAGCUGAUGGUGGCCCUGCUGAACGAGGAGACCCUGGACAUCGUCAAGUCCCUCCACGUGGAGGUGCAGGUCGGCUCCAAGGGCAACGCCUUCAUCGCCUGCGGCAAGCUGUACACGGUGCGGCACCACAACCGGCAGACCUCGUUCGUGGACGAGGAGCACGACCUGUGGCACAACCGGACCCAGCCCAUCAAGAUAACGGUCAACAACCCGUACGGCAACACGGUCAUGUUGACCUACGACACCGCCAACAGGAGGCUUCUGGCUUGGGAUGCCGGCAGGCAGCUGAGGUCACCUCUACUUCUCAAGGACAGUAAUUAG